AUGGAGGAACUUAAAUGUUAAUUUAAAGCUCAUAAGGAUCAUCCAAUUAUAGGAUUUUGCACUAAUAUGAACUGUUUAACGAGUACAUCGUUUUGUUUUAAAUGUCUACCUAAAUUACAUUUGGAUCACCAUAAUGACUGUUUAGAAUUCAACCCCUUAAGGGUCUUAAUAAAUGAACAUUUGCAAACACAUAAUUAAUUGGUUAACUUGCAAAAUGAGUUGAUAGUAGGAAUUCAAAAAUAUUAAACAAAAAUGGUUCAAUAUAAUUAAAGAUUAGAGGAGAUGGAUAACCAUUUAAAAAAUAAAUCGUAUCUAACUGUUAAAUAAUUCAUUCCCUUCAUAAAAUAUUUGUAAUGGUAGGGAACUGAAAAGAAACAAAGUAAUAUUAAUUUUUGAUUUAAGGAUUUUUGAUAAUGGAAUUGAUUAAAAUUAUUGAAACAUUAAAAGCAUUAACAAAAGAUUAAUUAAGUGUGUAAUAAAAGAGAAGCAAUACUACAAACGAUAAAUAAGAGACAGGAUUGCAAAGCGGAUUAUGUAAAGAUUAAAAAGCUUAAAAACUCUAUCAAAAAGAUUAAUGCAAAAGAUAGAAAAUUUUAGAGAGAGAAUUACUCAAUAACCAAUAGUAGUUAUAAGCAUUAAAAUUUGAUGAUGCUUUAAAAUAAAAUAAUAAAGUUGACAGGGAAUUUCAUUUUCCAGCUGAAAAAGUAAACUUUAAUUUCUUUUAAAUUGGUAAUUCUUUAAAUAAUUUGAAUUUUUUUUUUGAAGCCAUUGAGUGUUAUGAUUUAGCUUUAGAGAUAAAUCCCAAUAAUAGUGAUGCUUUUAAUCUUAAAGGUAAUAAAUUCUUUAUAAUAAAUAUUAUUGAGGCAAUUCAUUACACAAUUUGAAUCUUUUUGAGGAAGCUAUUGAAUAUUAUGAUAAAUCUAUAUAGAUCAAUCCGAAUGAUUGUAAUGCAUUUUAUAAUAAGGGUAAAUGAAUUAUUAUAUAUAUACUCUUUUUAGGUUUAUCAUUAUAAAAUUUGAGUCGUUAUUAAGAAGCCAUCUCUUGUUAUGAUAAAGCUAUAGCGUUGAAUCCUGCUGAUUAUGAUGCUUACAUAAAUAAGGGUAAAUGAGCUAGUUCUAUUGAUGUUAUUUAGGUUUAAUAUUAAAUGAAUUUAAUCGCUACUAGGAAGCUAUUGAGUGCUACGAUAAAGCCUUAUAAAUCAAUGCUAAUAAUUAUGAGGCCUUUAAAAAUAAGGGUAUUCUUACUAUUCACUAUUUAUUUUAAAUAGGCAUAACAUUACACAAUCUUGAUUGCUAUGAUAAAGCCAUAGAGUGCUAUGAUAAUGUGUUAUAGAGAAAUCCUAAUGAUUAUGAUACACUUAUUAAUAAGGGUAUUAAGUUCUUUAAAAUAUCUUUCCAUUAGGACUCUCAUUACUUAAUUUAAAUCGUUACUUAGAAGCCAUAAGUUGCUAUGAUUAAGUUUUAUGGAUUAAUCCUGCAGAUUGUGAUGCAUUGAAUCUAAAGGGUAUUGAGUUCUUAACUUGCGCAUUAAUUUAGGUUUAUCAUUAAACAAUUUAAAUUAUUAUGAAGAAGCUAUAGUUUGUUAUGAUAAUGCUUUGAUGAUCAAUCCAAGUGAUUAGAAUGCCCUUAUAAAUAAAGGUUAAUCACUACUUAAAUUAAUGUAGGAAAUUCAUUACAUGAUUAGGGAUGCUAUGAGUAAGCUAUAGCUUGCUAUGAUAACGUUUUAUAGAUCAAUCCUCAUGAUUAAGAUGCACUCAAUCUUAAAGGUCAUGAGUUCUAAAUUAUAUUUUUUAUUUAGGCAUAUCAUUACAUGAUUUCAACCGUUAUUCCGAGGCAAUAGAGUGCUUUGAUCAAACUUUGACAAUUGAUCCAAAUGAUUUUGAUGCUUUCAAUCUUAAGGGUAAGUGAGUUCUUAAUUUAUAAUUCUCUAGGUCUAUCAUUACACUAUUUGGAUAUUUAUAAGGAAACAAUUAAAUUUUACGAUUCGGCUUUAAAGCGUAAUCCAAAUCCUAAUUAUAUGAAAAGUAAAGGUAGCAUGCUCUAUAUUUGUUUUAGCUGAUGCAUUAUUUAAAAUUGGAAAAAGGGAAGAAUCUAAGGAAUGGUACAUAAAUGCCAGAAAUGCUGGGUUUGAUAAAGAUAUUAUCGAUAAUAUCAUGAAGGUAUUUAUAUGA
Molecule: messenger RNA, 2170 nt
Organism: Paramecium octaurelia
Lineage: Eukaryota; Ciliophora; Oligohymenophorea; Peniculida; Parameciidae
Source: the annotation of a GenBank genome assembly